ACGGCACGGCACGGCACGGCACGGCACGGCACGGCACGGCACGGCACGGCACGGCACGGCACGGCACGGCACGGCACGGCACGGCACGGCACGGCACGGCACGGCACGGCACGGCACGGCACGGCACGGCACGGCACGGCACGGCACGCAUCCUGCAGGUACUCGCCUGCACCCCUUGGGCCUCGCCGCCGCCAGCCGUCCCUUGGGCGCCAGCCCCACUAUUUCACGCGCCCGCCGCUGCCCCGCCCCAGCCGCGCGCGCCCAUUGGCCGCCUCCUCAGGCCGCCUUCCGUUCCCCUCGCCCCUCACGCGGCGGUACCCGCGGGGGCGGGGCGGAGCCGAGCCGAGCCUCGGCCCGCGCGGGGAUUGGCUGGGUCGCUCCCGGGAGUGGGGAAGCGUCCGCGGCCGCCAGGGGGGGCGCUGCCUGUAGCACCCUCCCUCCCAUCCGCCGCCCUUCCUUCCUUCUGCCCGCCGCCGCUCGCCGCGUACCGCUCCCGAGAGACCGACGAGGGCUUGCGCCGCCACCCGCCCCGCCCGGCACCGCGGGCCCGCUCACAGGCAGCCGAUCGCCGCCCCGCCGCUCCCCCGUCCGCGCUUGGGCCGGCCCCAGCCAUGUCCAAGCCGCCACCUAAACCGGCCAAGCCAGGGCAGGUUAAAGUGUUCAGGGCCCUGUAUACAUUUGAGCCCAGAACGCCAGAUGAACUGUACUUUGAAGAAGGAGAUAUCAUUUACAUCUCAGACAUGAGUGAUACAAAUUGGUGGAAAGGAACUUGCAAAGGGAGAACUGGACUAAUUCCAAGCAACUAUGUGGCAGAGCAAGCUGAGUCUAUUGAUAACCCACUGCAUGAAGCUGCCAAACGUGGUAACCUAAGCUGGUUGAGAGAGUGUUUGGAUAAUCGAGUUGGGGUCAAUGGCUUAGACAAAGCUGGAAACACAGCUCUGUACUGGGCAUGCCAUGGAGGCCACAAAGAUAUAGUGGAUGUUCUGUUUACCCAGGCAAACCUAGAGUUAAACCAACAGAACAAAUUGGGAGACACAGCUUUGCAUGCUGCUGCAUGGAAAGGUUAUGCAGAUAUUGUAGAGAUGCUGCUGGCAAAGGGGGCAAGAAUAGAUCUGAAGAACAAUGAGAAGAAACUGGCUUUAGACAUGGCAACCAAUGCAGCUUGUGCUUCCCUGCUUAAGAAGAAACAGAGUGCAGGUACAGUCCGAACAUUAAGUAAUGCAGAGGAAUACCUCGACGAUGAAGACUCCGAUUAGCUUUUUUCAUUCAGCCUAAAGAACUAUACCUUGCAUUGCCUAUGUCAUUCCCAAAACAUAUCUUUCCAACUGUAAAAAUAUCUUACUUAGAGUAUUGCAGUCUUCCAAUAUAGCAUAUAAAUGAGAGGGUGAAAUCAUGCUUUCCAAAGGAAUAAUCUUCACGUGUGCCAGAAGAUGCCACAUUUUAAAUCAGAGUUCCUUUGGAAUUAUCUCAUAGAGGAAGUGUGGCAUACCCUUAUUGUUCAGUGGGUGGGCAAAGGACCAUCUUCUAGACUCAAAGAUUUCAUCUCAGGCCUUUCUAGCAAGUGCCUUGCGUCUCUGGAAUACACUCCUUAAACUGAAAGGUCCCUCUGGGACAGCAGGACACCAUUGCUAAUAUUUCCCAAAAUCUCCCUGGAUAUAGGUUCCUUUGUGCAGAUAGGAUAAUACUGGCAGAGUCAGUACUGGCUGACAGGCAUGAAUGGAGAUGCUGCUAUAGAGAGUACCAUCUUUUGCUUACAUGGAGCCAGCAAGACAAGGUUUGGGGUUUUUUCUUCUUAAAUAAUAAUUCCCUCCCUCCAUUCCUUCCUGUACCCCUCUAAGGGGUAGAAUGACAUGGGACAGUCUGCCCUUGGAUGCUUUGUCUUCUCUAUUGCUAUGGGCCCAAUCCCUGAAAUGUAAACUCAGGUGAAAUGCUUGCUUAAGUCAGUUUUGCUUGAGAAAUACACUUAAUUUUGGACUAGUGACUUGAUUAUUUUGCUUUUUGAAGUGCAUUCUGCUGAAACUAUAUGUAGUGAAAGGAAGACAGAAUAUUUUUCUAUUUAUCCUGCCUAAAUUUUUUUUACUGAUCUUUUGCUUUUAUUUUUUAAAAGUGUUCUUAUAUUUUGUCCUAAAUUACCUCAAAGCUUAAGUGUGUUUGAAGGAAUGAGGGAAGAUGUAUAUUGAAUAUACUACAGGUAUCUUUAGAAGAGAUAUCUGAAGCUGAAUAAACAUUUUAAAAAUGUACUGCUUCUUCCUGUGAAUUAAAGAAAACUUAAAAAUAAAUCAAGCCACCUUCAAGCUUCCCUGCAGAGUUAAAAAUUAAGUACUUCCUUCAGAUUGCUCAAAUAGCUGCAGCCAAAUAUUAUACCCUACUAAGGGAUACUUCCUUACUGUGAUGGUAAGCAAAUGUUACGAGUAUUUGAGAUACAAUCUCAUUUUCAAUUUUUGUUGCUAACUUCUCUGUUAGCAACUUUGACAGAUUCAGUCCAACACAGUAGUCUGUGAUACUUAAAAAAAAAAAAAAAGACCAAAAAAAAAAAAAGACAAAAAAAAAGCUCCUGUGAAAGACUGGGGAUAAAUGAAAAGCUCUUGUGAAAGAUUGGGGAUAAAUGAAAAGCUCUUAUGAAAGGGGAUAAAUGAAAAUCACACUAAGUAUUUUAGAGAUUAAAGUCUAGAGCACUCUAACAUCCCACUUUUAAAAAUACAUUGAACCAGAUUUUUGUAUUUUUAUUAUCCUGGAAAGAGCUAGAUAGAGGUAAAGCUUAUUAAAUGAGCACUUAACAAAAAAGGCAGCAUUUGAUUGACCGGAACUGUGUAAGAUGGAGGCAUCGCACAAAUAGUCAUCUGCAGAUGCAAUUCUAAACUGUUUAAGUGUUAAAACCAUAGAACAAAUGUUUUAGCCCUGUGAAAUACUGUGGUCAACUGAAUAGCGAUGUUUUAUUUUGUGUGAACUUGGAGAUCCUAGAGGGGAAGAAAUAAAAACCAAAGCCACCAAGUUUUCAUCUCUAGCUUUCAUUAGAACAAUUGUUGAACACGACUCAUAAUAGACACUGUCCUGCUUUACUUUUUAUCAGCCAGCUAUUUUUACUAGCUCAGACUUUUACCACAGUCAAGCCACAUUUUAUGCUGCAUGCUGUUGAUUAACAUAGAUGCAAUUUCACAGUGCAAGCAAAAAAGGACCUGUAAUAACAGGCUAGAGAAACAAGAAGGUUCAUGAUCUGUUACGUGAGUCUUUUUCCUGCAUAAAUGAAGCUCACGAGGUUAAAAUUCUUCAGUGUUGCAGGACGUGGAGGGAAUGACACUUCCCGUCACCGUUUUCUCUAUCAAGCUUUGGAGGCAGAGUUUGUGUUCAUAAAGAACUCUUUACGUGAUGUCUUCUGCUGCCCUGAGUUCAACAGACCUCAAGUUAAAUGCAGCAUUUGAUUUAAAAAUGUAAUGUUACGCUCAUAUAUGUGGAAUUAGCUGCUGCCGGAAGACCCUGUGUUCUUCUGCAGACAGAUCUAUGCGCUGCAAGGGAAGACUGGUGACAGAAGCACAAGUUGAGCCUAAAGAUUGCCUGUGAAGUCCUUAUUGGAGUGUCCUGAAGGAGGCACAUUUGCAUCACAAGGCAGCUAGCUAGUGCUGUAACUUGUUUUUAGGACCACAAUUACUGCUUGCUUUUUUUUUCCCCCCCACAACUUUGUUUCUCCUAAUGCAACUGUCUACUCAUCUUGUGAAAUACAAAUCACUGUGAAAACUUUCAGGCAAUAAAUUACUCUUGCCUAACUCUAGCAGUUAAGUUUUGAUUUAAACAAAACAAAAAAAAAAAGCAAAAGUCUGAUAGCUAGAAGGAAUUACAGCUGGAGUCAGAUGAUACAGUAUCUUAUAGUUAUGCAAACCUACUUGUUCCCCUUACUUUUCUCCAAUGUAUGUGUCACUGCAGGCUCUUGGAUAAAUUUAAGACUCUUUCCAAGGACAGCUGCAUUCAGGUUUGUAAUAAUAAACCCAUGUUUUUAAGAAGAGCAGCAAAAUGAAAGUUGUCGAGGUCAUGGUGUCUUAAAUGCACAUUGGAGGUA
Grus americana (Whooping crane) is the source of this 4051-nucleotide messenger RNA. RefSeq names its product osteoclast stimulating factor 1 (gene OSTF1). NCBI's taxonomy places the organism in Eukaryota, Metazoa, Chordata, Aves, Gruiformes, Gruidae. The record is from RefSeq and is a predicted model, not a curated record. Gene Ontology annotation, biological process: signal transduction. The transcript is spliced from 10 exons. Gene Ontology annotation, molecular function: protein binding. The coding region runs from base 612 to 1256 and encodes 214 amino acids.